GUCUAACAUAGCUUUUAAACUGUAAUAGUUUGAUAAAGUUAAAAAAAUUCAAUUUAUCAUAAGUAACACACAUAGGAAAUUUGUUAUUUGUCAGAGGUGUUUAUCAUUUUUGUCACCCUGUCACUGGGGAACUGGACACGAGUAUUCUCAAAGUGCUUUUGUUAUUGAGCAAAUUACCUUUGGGUCAAGUAGAUUCCAGGCGCUAAAGAAACUUACAAAGAAAAUGGACAAUAAAUUGAAAUCAUCCUUGAUAAUUGUGCUGUUCUACGGGAUAUGGGUUCAAUCUGUUUCAAGCACCUUGACCUGCCGGAAUUGUCUAGACUCAAACACAACACUGAUUGUUACUUGUAAAUCAAAUGGAAAUACAACUGAUAUGUGUGCAAAUGAUGUUAUUGAAAACUGCACUUUGACAACAAAUUGUAGCAUACCAGUCAAUAUCAAUGCAACUUCAUCGUACAUGAUCUCUGUGCCAGCCACUACAAAGAGCCAAACACUUUGGACAAACUCAAUUUAUUCAGCUUCACCUUCAAUCAAACCAUCACCAAAGCCAACUUCCAAAUCACCAAACACCACACAGAAACCACACCAACCAGCCAAAUCUGGUAGAAGAUUUGAUGCUGCUUCUUUCAUUGGUGGAAUGCUUCUUUGUGGUGGAUUAAUCCUGCUAGUCUACAUUGCUGUGAGGUGCUUCAGAUCCAGGCCAGACUAUCACAAGUUGUAGUUUGUUAUCUGAAAGUAAUGUUAAUUGAAUAUUGGUAGGAGCUGGUCUUUCUUACAUUGCUGGCAAAAGAUAACUUGAAGCUUUAUGAAAAUUGUCUAGUACUGUUAAUUAGAAUUUACAUCCACAAAGUCAUACACUAUUCAUCUUAUUACUUAUUUCUUAUUAUUUAGAUAAACAAUAACUCAAUCUGAGCAAUUGAACAAUUUUAAGAUUUUAUUGUCUUUUAAGUGAAUGGUUCCAUCAUAGCCAUGGUAUUUGGGUGGUUACUGUUUGUGGUUUAAUGCAAAGGGGAUUUUUUAUUAUUCAUUAAAUCCAUAGUUACAUGCUUCAAGGACAGAUUACUAGUUAUCUUGUUUGAUUGAAAAACAUUUGCUAUCCAUCAUGUCAUUCCAUUGCAUAUUUCUCUAGACUGUUAAUUAAUUAAAAGUUAAUUAAAAUGCUCAGCUUGUUUAUACUAUGUCAAAUUUUCAAUUUUUCAUUCCUUUUCCCAAAUGCUACUUUUUCAACUCCUCCUUUCCCAAGAACAAUUUUGGUAGCUUAAAAGUGUACUUCCAAAUCUCAUUGGUCAUAGUAAACCAAGUUUACAACAGGGGAAAAUGUGGGGGCUAAAUUUGCCCUUGAAAACCAAAGUUAGUGUUCCAAUGCUUAUAGCAGUGAUUUUAGUAAGGCUCCUCUUUGAUUUCAAUAACAUAUGAAGGAUGCGUUGACCCAAAGUAAGACAGAAAAGUUUUUCACAGUGCCUAAAACCUGGAGCAAUGUUGAGAUUGUGUUUCUACUUUAAGGAGGAGGGGCACCUUGUAAUUUAUUUUGUAAUUAUUUUUUCUCAACCACUGUUCUGAGGGGGCUUGUAAUAGAGAAUUUUCUCAGGGAGGAAAAGGCAUGUUUCAAUUAUCUGUUGAUUUUAAUCACCAAUUCCAUCAACCACAGAAUUGUAUUUAUUCAAACUUUUAAUAUUCCCAGGGGUAGGUCAUGAUGGUAAAUCAAAAUAUUGAAAAUUAGAGUUCAUAUCAUUGGCUAAAUUAUAUUUAAAUGCAUUUAUGGGUAAACACAUCAAAGCCUGCAUUUAAUUAAAAAUAGUUAGUUUUGAAGGUACAUUUCUGAUUUGCUGUUUCUAGAAUAGAAAAAUUUAUUCCUUAUUGAUGGUAAAAUUCUUUCAA
Rhopilema esculentum is the source of this 1878-nucleotide messenger RNA. RefSeq lists its product as uncharacterized. Gene Ontology annotation, cellular component: cytoplasmic vesicle. The record is from RefSeq and is a predicted model, not a curated record. NCBI's taxonomy places the organism in Eukaryota, Metazoa, Cnidaria, Scyphozoa, Rhizostomeae, Rhizostomatidae.